This is a messenger RNA of Hydractinia symbiolongicarpus, 2008 nucleotides long. RefSeq lists its product as uncharacterized. Gene Ontology annotation, biological process: protein modification by small protein removal. Bases 129 to 1403 code for a protein of 424 amino acids. The transcript has 15 exons. Gene Ontology annotation, molecular function: peptidase activity. The record is from RefSeq and is a predicted model, not a curated record. NCBI's taxonomy places the organism in Eukaryota, Metazoa, Cnidaria, Hydrozoa, Anthoathecata, Hydractiniidae.
CAAGAUUGCAAAACAUCGUAAACAACAAAAAUGGCGACUGCAAUGUUUUGGUUGCGUGAUUAAAGCUUUAGAGCUGCUCUUUUACAUUCAAACGAGUAGCGAGCAAUGAUUAAGAAAAGAACACCGCUAUGGCAAAAGUCAGUCUCUACAUAUAUGAUAUUUCAAAGGGCAUGGCACGCCAGUUAUCUCUUCCUUUAGUGGGUAAACAGAUUGAUGGUGUUUGGCAUACAUCUAUUGUUUGUUUUGAUAAGGAGUAUUUCUAUGGUGGACAAGGCAUCACUCAUUGCACCCCAUGUGGAACCGUACUUGGUGCACCUGAUGAGACUGUUAACCUUGGUGAAACAGCGAUAACAAAGAAAUUAUUUAAAGAUUAUUUAGCUGGACUAGGGACUGAAGCUUUUAGACCUGAAAAAUACCAUCUGUUUCACCACAACUGCAACACGUUUUCAAAUGAAGUAGCACAGUUUUUAACGGGAAAGAAAAUCCCAUCUUACAUAACAGACUUACCGCAAGAAGUCAUGUCAACUCCGUUUGGUGCCAUGAUUGCUCAAUUUUUCGAGAGCGUUCAAGUCCAACCAGAGGUGUAUCAUCCUGGACAAGGUGUGAGCUCUUAUUCUGGAAAGGAGAAUCAUUCAGACUCGAUUGACAGUACUACGCAGCAGCCUGAUGUUAGCUUGAUACCUACUGUAUGUAAAGUUGAAGAUGACGAGCUCACGAAAUGCAUCAACCAACUGAAACAAAAUUUCGAAAAAUACGCAAAAAAUCUCGACAAGCUGAGAUGUGUUUUAGAAGAAGUGGAAUUUGACUUUGGAAAUGAAGACGACUUGCGAAAAGACAUAACAGAAAGUUUGGGUUGCAUGUGCAAAGAACUUGAAAGUGUCAACGGAAAUGUGGAAGCAUUCAAAUCAUUGCUUACUGUGUUAAAAGCCACUGCGCUUCAUCUGCCGAAAGUGUUCAAAUACGCAGAAGGCGAUGAGAUUAUACUUACAGUGAUCAAUAAGUUACAGCGGGGACAUGUCAACGAAAUCAAGUUACUUCGUGUAGAAUUCCUUACGAACCUGCUAAGUGUUUACGAACUCCGUAAUCAUUUGCUAGCUAUCGAAACGAUGUUGCGAACUCUGGUUACGAUAACAAUUUCAAGUAUACUCGAUGGCCCAGGUCCUCUGAUUCGUGAAGCUGGCUGUUGUCUUGCUUACUCAUUAUCAGUAGUGAAUAUCAAUGAUGAUCACACGUUCGAAUUAUCAUCAGCUCUCCUCCACAUCAUUAGUGAUUUAGAAAAAAAUACGAAAGCUAGGGAAUAUGGUAUGGCUGCUUUAAAGAAUUUUGCAAGUAAAAGUGACCAGGUAGCAGAACUGGCGCGAAUGAUUGUUCCUGAGUUGUGUGAUGGCGAGUUAAAACUGUGAUAGCGAGUUAAAAAGAGGUUUUUGGAAUUAUAUUCAAUUUGGUUUGGAAUAACUGCACAAUAGCUUCACGAUGCGAAAAAGAACGAAUUUCGGGAAUAUAUUUAACAUUAGGAUAUUUUUACUUCAACCGAAAAAGUUUGAAUCAACUGUAAACUCUAUGAAGCAAGAAAGAUACGACGUUUUAACAAACGAGUUUUUUAGGAUUAUAUUUAUAUCAUACGGCUUUAUGUGAUAUACGGGACAUAACAUCUAUUUUUUUAAUCCUAGACCAUUUGAAUAUGGUUAUUCUUAAAGCAGAUGUAUUACUCAAAAGGUUGUGUGUACUCAAAAAAGUUUUGAGCCAUUUCAGUGACAUUAAUGCUAUAAAAAGCAAGAGUUUUAGCAUAUUUAUAAAAAAAUAUGGAAUUAUUUCAGAUCUGAUUUCCUACUUUUUAUGGGCCAUAAGAUUUGAAUGCUUCUCUAUGGAUGUUAUUUUUUCAUUUCAACCUGUGAAUACUUAAGUUUGCUGUAACUUUUACGAACAAAAUAAGUUUAUAAAACUAAUAGUUAUUUAUCUUAUAAAAUUUUAGUGUAAUGUAACAAGAAUACAAUAUUUUUAUACUUUA